AUGGAUCGCGGACAGUUCAUAGAUAUAGGUGAAUUUGAUGUAGAUGCUGUUGAUAUGGACUGUGCUCCACAGUCGGCUGAACAGUAUUUGCAGCAGGUGAUUGCUGAUCGUGUGCGAGGUCCGUCAUGCGUAUCUAUAGCUAAACCCAUCUUGUCUGACCUAGUAUCAGAAAAAGAAGCACCUCCUAGCACGUCUGCUCCCGAACGGGAUCCUCGCGCUCCAUGUAGGGAUUGGCGUAUAGCAAAAGUAGCCGCAUUUUCAGCGCUACGUUCCAGGAUGGAAACAGCGCCAAGAAAAAAGGCAAUGAAGUUGCAAUGGCCUAACUUGGCGAAUUCAGAGGAAUGGGAGCAGUUACUAUUGCGACGUUGCCAUCCCAAAUGUGUACAUUUUCUUCCAAACUUUCCAAAUCACCAGGGAACACCACCAGCUGUUCCUGUGGUUGAGAAUGUGAUUCAGUAUGCCGUAGAAUGGGCUGAAUGUGAUGGGCUCUCCAGACCACUCAGAGAAUGGCUUUUUGCUCUACUUCUUCUAGUUCAUAAACCUGUUUUGCCUGAUGUAUGUGCUGCAAUGCGAGGUUUAGCUAAUUUAUGUAGGAGGAUGAGAAGUUCAUUGGAUAUGGAAAGGUGA
Strongylus vulgaris is the source of this 627-nucleotide messenger RNA. The record is from the annotation of a GenBank genome assembly. Lineage: Eukaryota; Metazoa; Nematoda; Chromadorea; Rhabditida; Strongylidae.